AUGCUCUUCACAUCAGUGAUUGAUCCGGCUGUCAAGUCAUCCCAGCAAUUGAUCAUCGUCCGAUAUGGAAUGACACGUAUUCUGGUGCCGCUUUCAGAAAGCUACGAGGAAAUGCAGGCUGUAGCGGCUCGCGAACUUGGUCUAAACGGUCGGCCAGACUUGUUCACCGACCAAAUUCAUGGUUCCACCGGCGAGAAAAUCAAAAUACACAAGGACGCAUGGGCAGGUAUCAGCCCUCUCCUAGGAUCUAUAUCUAUUGAAACUGUCAAUGCAAACGCGCGCCGCUCGAGUGCCGGGAGACAAAGCCUCCUGCCCUCUCGCGUUGUCGUACACGAGGCUGGCGCCGUUCUUCCCGCCGAAGUCAUGUCGACGAAUAGAAGGGUAUCGAGACUCAGCUUUGCGGCUGCGCCAUCCGGCUCCGCGUCCGCGAAGGCUGCACUUCCUCGCUCUGGCGUGUUCAAGCCGGCGUCUGUAAACGCGUCGCUAAGCCAUGCACCAGCAGAAGAAGAUGCGAACGCAUCGUAUGUGACGAACAUCGAUGACGAAGAAGAGGAAGAAGAGCUCGAGGAGGAACUCAUGUUGUCAAGUCCGAAGAAGAGCCGGCGACCGCGCGUAUACUCGGACGACGAGGAAGAGUACGAUGAAGUCAAAGAAAAGCCAGAAGAAGAGCGCGACGAGGUCAAAGAGGAACCAGAGGAAACGCAAAAACAUGGGCUUGUCAUAGAACGCAGCCCAUCUGUCGAAUUCGCAGACAGCUAUGUCUCAGAGCCCCUUGCAGCGCGCGAUGAGCGUAAAGUCAGCCCGGUGCAUGAGCCUGAGCCAAAAGCGAGCCGCGAACGCCAACCUCCGCCGCCCUCGCCGAAGUCAUUUGCAUCUCACAGGUCUAUGACCCUGAGCGCCGAGAAGCGUCCAGACGUUUUCUCCAAGCAAGAACGACCACAAAAGGAGCCAACUAAUUCAGCGAGCGGAUCUGUCAAGGCUAAAGAUCUCGCCGAGGUGAGGCCAGAGAAAAUAUCGGCCCCAAAAGAGCGACUCUCACAAGGGCGCGCGCCCCCCACUGUCGUCCAGUCUCAGUCCCGGGCUACAGAAUCCUUCCAACCGCGGGGGGACGAGGUAGGGCCGAAUGACCGCUUUGUCGUGAUUGUUGAGUACGACGACGGCGCGGGCACCGACGAGAACCAGAUGAUGUUCAAGACGCGCGGACGGCACACUGUCUCGCGGGUGCUCCUGCAGGCGUGCAAGACGUUCGGGAUCGAGGAUCUCUUCCCUAUGGCGCGCCUCGUGCUAAUCGUGGAUGUCGAGGACGGGGACGAGAUCGUGGAACACCGGUUCCACUGCGCGCUUGAGGACACAAUGGCACGAGCAGGUGCAAAGCCCGAGGCGCGAUUUGCGAUAGAGAUCGACGAGGAGUAG
Messenger RNA from Postia placenta MAD-698-R-SB12, 1413 nucleotides. RefSeq lists its product as hypothetical. Bases 1 to 1413 code for a protein of 470 amino acids. The transcript is spliced from 5 exons. The record is from RefSeq and is a predicted model, not a curated record. NCBI's taxonomy places the organism in Eukaryota, Fungi, Basidiomycota, Agaricomycetes, Polyporales, Adustoporiaceae.